Globicephala melas (long-finned pilot whale) is the source of this 5093-nucleotide messenger RNA. RefSeq names its product jade family PHD finger 3 (gene JADE3). The record is from RefSeq and is a predicted model, not a curated record. Gene Ontology annotation, biological process: regulation of transcription by RNA polymerase II. Gene Ontology annotation, cellular component: histone acetyltransferase complex. NCBI's taxonomy places the organism in Eukaryota, Metazoa, Chordata, Mammalia, Artiodactyla, Delphinidae.
UGCUUAAACUAUUGGAAGUUUUAAUUAAAAACAUUUUUUUCACGAUAUAGGAGCUUUCUGUAGCAUUUCUUGCGAUAGAUAGAUAUAAUUUUAAAUUAGGCUAGUUUGUGGGAUGGGAACAGGUAGAAAGUGAGAAAGGGGGAGAAAGGGCAGGCAGAAAAGCAAUGGUUUGUGCUUUUAAAGAUGGGACAUGCCUCACUUGUUCUUUCUUCAGCCAGCCAUGUCUCAUGCCUUUUUAACCUUGGCCCUUGACAGCUCUGCCUUUGCAACUGCUUUUUCCUUUCUUGCUCCUCUCUUAUUGGGGAUCCCUGGCUGAUGAUGACCCUGUGGCUGCCCCCCUUUGUUUGGGUGGACAGUGGUCAUGUGGCCACAUCUGAGGCUCCAGCCAAUCCUAUACCAUUCAUUCUCUGCUGCUUGGAUUUCCUCCUAAAGCUAAUAUGUGGCCUCACCCAGUCUUUGACACACUGUGUAUUGGAGAAUUUGGUAGUACUCUUCUCCCAUCACUCUAGGUCAUUUGAGAAUAUUCUUAACAGAAAUUAUUUGAUUUGUGUGAUUUGCCUGCUGCUGCUUCUUGAGCAGUAUUGACUGCCCUCUGGGAUGGGUAUGUGUGGGUUGACUAUUUUAUUCAGUGUUGUUCUCUUUCCCAGGAUGCUCCAGGAUGAAACGUCAUAGAACUCUCAGCAGCAGUGACAGUUCAGACGAGAGUCCUUCCACUUCCUUUACUUCUGGCUCAAUGUAUAGGAGCAAGUCAAAAAUUCCAAAUGAACACAAGAAACCUGCUGAGGAUUGUAGCCGACAAGGUAAAGGAGGUCCUAUUUAUCCGACCCCGGAAGUACAUCCACUGCUCCAGCCCAGAGACUGCAGAGCCUGGCUACAUCAACAUCAUGGAGCUGGCGGCAUCUGUGUGCCGCUAUGACCUAGAUGACAUGGACAUCUUCUGGCUCCAGGAACUCAAUGAAGACCUCGCAGAAAUGGGUUGUGGGCCAGUUGAUGAGAAUCUUAUGGAAAAGACAGUAGAAGUCCUGGAACGCCAUUGCCAUGAAAAUAUGAACCAUGCUAUUGAGACAGAGGAAGGGCUAGGCAUAGAGUAUGAUGAAGAUGUGAUCUGUGAUGUGUGCCGGUCUCCAGACAGUGAAGAAGGGAAUGAUAUGGUGUUCUGUGAUAAGUGUAACAUCUGUGUGCAUCAGGCCUGCUACGGCAUCCUCAAGGUCCCAGAAGGCAGCUGGCUGUGUCGCUCCUGUGUCCUGGGCAUUCAUCCACAAUGUCUGUUAUGUCCAAAGAAAGGUGGAGCCAUGAAGACCACCAGGACAGGGACUAAAUGGGCUCACGUCAGCUGUGCCCUGUGGAUUCCAGAGGUCAGCAUUGCUUGUCCUGAGAGGAUGGAACCAAUCACAAAGGUCUCCCAUAUUCCGCCCAGUCGGUGGGCCUUAGUCUGCAACCUGUGCAAGUUGAAGACAGGGGCUUGUAUUCAGUGCUCAGUGAAAAGCUGCAUCACUGCCUUCCACGUCACCUGUGCCUUCGAGCACAGCCUAGAAAUGAAGACCAUCCUAGAUGACGGGGAUGAAGUAAAGUUCAAGUCAUACUGCCUCAAGCACAGCCAAAACAGGCAGAAGCUCGGGGAGGCCGAGUACCCUCUACACAGGGCUUCAGAGCAGGGCCAGACCAAAAGCGAGAAGACCAGCGUGCGGGCACAGAAGCUCCGGGAGCUGGAGGAGGAGUUCUAUUCCCUGGUCCGUGUGGAAGAUGUGGCCGCAGAGCUGGGGCUGCCCACGCUAGCUGUGGACUUUAUCUAUAACUACUGGAAACUAAAGCGGAAAAGUAACUUCAAUAAGCCAUUAUUUCCUCCCAAAGAGGAUGAAGAAAAUGGUCUGGUGCAGCCAAAAGAGGAGAGUAUUCACACUCGCAUGAGAAUGUUUAUGCACCUACGGCAAGACCUAGAGAGGGUCCGAAACCUGUGCUACAUGAUAACCAGGCGAGAGAAGCUGAAACUGUCACAAACCAAAAUACAGGAACAGAUCUUCAGUUUGCAAGUCCAGCUUGCUAACCAGGAAAUUGCUGCAGGACUUCCUUUGACAAAUGCACUAGAAAAUUCAUUGUUUUACCCACCACCAAGAAUUACCUUAAAGUUAAAAAUGCCCAAAUCAGCCCCAGAAGACUGCAGAAACAGCUCCACAGAGCCUGAUCAUGGACCUCUCUCUCCUGACGGCAGCUCCCCUGUUUGCAAUAUGAGGAGCAUGCAGGUGGCUCAGGAAUCACUAGAAAUGAGAAUGAAGUCAUACCCAAGGUAUCCACUAGAGAGCAAGAAUAACUGUUUGCCGGCCAGUCUCAGCCAUGCUAGGAGUGAAGCAAAGGAUCCCAGUCCUGCUUGGAUAACUCCAUCUCCAGAGUUCUAUCAUGGGCAGUCUCUGGGAAAGCCUCUGGUCCUUCAGGCUGCCCUGCAUGGACAGUCUUCCAUUGGGAAUGGGAAAAGUCAGCCUAACUCCAAGUUUGCCAAAUCCAAUGGCCUGGAGGGCAGCUGGUCUGGGGAUGCCACCCAAAAAGACAGCUCAAGUGAGAUGUUCUGUGACCAGGAGCCCAUGCUCAGCUCCCACUUGGGCAGUCAGGGCAGCUUUAGAAAAUCUACCAUGGAACACUUCAGCAGGUCCUUUAAGGAGGCCACCAACAGGUGGGUGAGGACCACAGAGGACCUCCCGUGCUAUGUGAAGCCAACCAAGAAUACUAACCCCAAGGAGCAGCUCUGGGGCAGGCAGUUUGUCAGGCGGUCUGCAGGGAGAGCUCCAUAUCAGGAAAAUGACGGGUAUUGCCCAGAUUUGGAGCUGAGUGAUUCAGAAGCAGAAAGUGAUGGGAAUAAAGAGAAAGUUAGGGUAAAGAGAGAUAGCUCAGACAGGGAAAAUCCUCCCCAUGACUCCAGACGGGAUUGCCAUGGUAAAAGCAAGACAUAUCCCCUUUCCCACAGUUCAAUGCAUAGGUGAUUAGAAAUUCCACGAAAAACUCCAUCUUUGCCUUUGCCUCAUAUAUUGGGGAAAACCCAUACACCAAAAGGAUUCUAGUAUAUGUUAGGAGGAAUUGUAGUGAAAAGGAUAAAGUUUUUCCACAGUAAAUUGGCUUGCAGUUUUUGAACCAGUUUCAAGUCCAAUUUUCACGAGCACAUCAUAGAAAUUACAUAUUGUCCAAAAGUUUAGGGGUUUGUUUUGUUUUGUUUUUUUGCCAGAGGCUAGUGAGAACAGCUGGGACCAGAGUAUUUGCUCAGUAAAUACUUUGGGGCAGCUUUCCAAUUAUAUUAACACAUAUGUAUUAAGAGUCCUUGCAUUGUCCUUGAUUUGCAGGAGAUCAUGAUUAUCAGACACUAAAACUACUUAUCUUUUGAAGCUACAGCAUGUGACUUCCAGAGCUCCUGUCUGUAAGAAGUUUCCACUGGUACCUGGAAACCCUCUUAAGGGAGAGACCAGGGACCAAUAUCUCAGAUACUGUCAAACUCACUACUCUCUUCCUUUGCUCUGAACAAGGUUGAGUUCCUUUCACAGUAUCUUAACUUACCAAGUCAAUACACCUAAUGCUUAUAAGUGUCCAGUGCCUGUUCCUAGACUUGCUUGUUGGGGACGCACUUGUAACUAUUUCACCCAGCUAACAAGCGUAAAAGGCUAACUUGUGGAUAGUGUUUACAAAAGUACUACUUCCAAGGAAAAUGCUCUGAUCCUCUCAGUUUAGGCAUUUGUGAAGGAUCCCAGAGCCUUUCCCAAAGUGAGAACAUUUCUGGAGGGUUUGUAUCAGGUCAGGGUUUUUGUGUUAUUGUUUUCAAAUAAGUUUGACUUAAAUAAGUUUGGCUGACAGUUUUUGUAUACCUGCUUUAAUGUUUAUAAAAUUUUUAUUGAGGUAUAAUUAAGAUAUAGUAAAAUGCAGAGAGGUUAAGUAUUCUUACCUGCUUUAAUUUUGAAACAGAUUUUUAUUGUCAAACAGAAUUUGAAAGCAUGUGUUUAACACAUGGAUAUAAUUUAGCUUUGUACCAACUUUGAAUCCAAGGCAAUUUCCCAAACAAAAGGGCUGGAGCUGUUUUUCAGAAGUUACUCAUACUCUGUUCCCAAACUAUCAGCCUUUAUUAAUUUCUGGGAGGAAGAGGAUAAUUACAUUAGUGGGAGAUAAAACAUACCUGCUUCGUGUUUAAAGAAGAGGAAAAUGUUACAGUUUUUAAAGUGUGAAGCCAACUAUAAUUCUCUGCUCUCUUUUCUUCUUAGCCUUAAAUUAAUAUUCUCUUUCUUCUAGUUUGGGAACAUGUAGUGAGACUUUUCAGACAAAAGAGGCCAUUUUAGAUAUUUUAAGUUGCUUCCUGGUGAAACAGCCCAGCUGCAGUAAAGGCAGGGGCCCCUCUUCUCUCCGUCAAUAUGGGAAGCUCAGCAGUUUUCCUCUCCCCCGCUUUUGUUCCUGUAGCCUGUAGCUUUGUUAAUGAGUUCCUUUGCUUUUAUUUCUUCCUCCUUUUCUGAAAACUUCUGUAUUUUGCCUCUCCUUUGGCUACACCUUCAAAAUGUUUCUUUUGUGCCUGUGUACAUUUGUGAACAUGCCAUAGCAUGUGUAAUAGGUGUCCUAUGCUUUGUUUGAAUGGAAAAAGCUAUGGAUUAUCCAAAUGAGGAACAGUAGUUCUCCUAUUUAUGCACUAGGUUUCUGUGCUUUUUCUUUGCAUUCUCCUGGGUUCGAUAUUAAUUUGAUACCUUCAUGGUAAUAAAAUUGUAGUGGAGCUAUGUUGUAAACUCCUGUUAGAGGCCAGUGCAGUAGCCUAUAUCCUUUCAUGCCUUUCAAUUCUGAGUGAGGAAGAAAAGCAAACAUUGAAAAAGUGCUUCAGCCAAAUUCCAUAUGUAAUGCCAUUGGGAGAGUAUUGACUAAAAUAAUUUCAGUCAGGGAAAUAUAGUUGUAAUAUUUUUACAGGAUUUUCCUAGGUAAAUGAAGGAGCCUUCAGUUGUGUACAUUUCAAUUGCCCCCAAAUGUAUUUGCUACAUUUUGCUGUUGUUUGAAGUAUUACCUCUUAAUCUUCUUUGUUAAAUUUUUUUUCGUUUUGUCUUAUAUAGUCCAGUUUUCAAAGAUAAACUCGGUCUUUUUUCAAA